UCAAGGCUACAACAACAAUCCACUGCAUAAAACUCUUGAAGAUGGGUUCUCUUCAACUCUUAUAUCAGUGCAUUUUUGUGAGAUGCUGUGCAAAAAUUAAGACAAAAAAAAAAAGAAAAUCAUCUUCUAUAACACCUCUAAACAGCAGCUGCCAGCAACGGAGUGAGGAACAAGUGACGCAUCAAACAGCAAUUUUACCGAGCUCUGAGAGAAAGCAGACAGCAUUGGAUCGACACCAGCAACUGCACUGCAGUCUCAUAUAAACCACUUUGGCAAUAACCGACUGUCUGUAUACCCUGGACAAACACUCCAUGUCUGACAAAAACACUCACAAAAAAAUCGAUUGCAUGUCCCUUGUGUAAACAGCAGAGAUUCGGUCACAUGACUGUAGAUCAUGACUGAGUUGUGCCAAAAGCCCCAACCCCCCCACCCCAGCUGAAAAUAGGACGUAUGUGAAAAGGACAUUUUGUGACAAGGGACAAUCCGGCUGCAGGGAGCAGCCUGUUGCCAGCAUUCCUGUGUGUGUUUCCUUCAGUUUGACCUUAGCUCGAGUGAUUACCCAGCGGAGGAAGUAGUCACACUGUAUCGGCUGAGAACACUACCACCAUUUUUGGUCACAUUGGGCUUCUGGUCAUUGCCAGUCAGUACACUAAACUACACUGAGCACAGCGCAGAAGAUUAAGGCGAGAUUGAAAAUUUGAGAGAUUGUGAUAGCCUAACUGAGGCUAACCUUGACACAAUCUAAGACAAACACCUUCUUGGUUAACUAUGAACGGUACCACAGUAAAUCAGUCAGACUGCCCCGAAGUGAAGGUCCCCGUUGCUCUCUUCUUCACCAUCGGUGUAGUGAGCCUGGCCGAGAACCUGCUGGUUGUGGUUGCUGUCAUACGGAACAGGAACCUCCACUCGCCCAUGUACUGCUUCAUCUGCAGCCUGGCGGCUUUCAACACCAUCGCCAGCCUCACCAAAACCUUUGAGAACCUGAUGAUCGUGUUUGCCGACGUGGGACAUCUGGAGAAGAAAGGUUCCUCGGAGAGGAAUCUGGACGAUGUGAUGGACUCCCUGCUGUGUAUGUCGUUUGUGGGAUCCAUUUUCAGUUUCCUGGCUAUUGCUGUGGAGCGUUACAUCACCAUCUUCCAUGCUCUUCGAUACCACAACAUCAUGACAAUACGGCGCACAGGAGCCAUCUUGGGUGUCAUCUGGACAACAUGUGGGGUGUCAGCCGUGCUCAUGGUGAGGUUCUUUGCCUCCAAGGUCAUCAUGAUCUGCUUUGUUGUCUUCUUCGUCGUCUCCUUGGUGAUUAUCUGCUUCCUCUACGUCUACAUGCUCAUGCUGGCACGCAUCCAUGCCAGGAAAAUCGCUGCUCUGCCCACCAGCGGCGGGGGGAAGUGUCGGCGUCAGCGGUGGAGGGGCAGCAGCAUGAGAGGGGCCCUGACUCUCACCAUCCUGUUUGGGGCAUUCGUGGUGUGUUGGGCGCCGUUUUUCCUCCACCUCAUCAUCAUCAUGGUGUGCCCCAUGAACCCGUACUGUGAGUGUUACCGAUCGCUGUUCGAGCUGCAUGUGGUGCUGUUGAUGAGCCACGCCCUCAUCGACCCGGCCAUCUACGCCUUCCGCAGCGCUGAGCUCAGACACACCUUCAGGAAGAUGCUGCUUUGUUCAGACUGGAAGCGGUGCUCAUAGAGAAAAUCUAUUUACACCACAGAAAGCACACUGUUUCUCUUUAUAUUGCAUAUAUUUAUACCUGGGAGUCAACAAUCCAUAGAUCUGUACUGCACCUGAACAGCUGUGGGUGGCCAAGGGCAUCCUGCAGCAAAUAGUUCACUUUCUUCAGUCAAAUUUUCCCACCAGGUAUUUGAAGCCAGCUACAUCAGGGCUACC
Molecule: messenger RNA, 1878 nt
Organism: Siniperca chuatsi (mandarin fish)
Lineage: Eukaryota; Metazoa; Chordata; Actinopteri; Centrarchiformes; Sinipercidae
Gene: mc2r
Product: melanocortin 2 receptor
Exons: 4
Coding region: 769-1680 (303 amino acids)
Biological process (GO): G protein-coupled receptor signaling pathway
Cellular component (GO): membrane
Molecular function (GO): melanocortin receptor activity
Source: RefSeq, a predicted model, not a curated record